Paramacrobiotus metropolitanus is the source of this 1220-nucleotide messenger RNA. RefSeq lists its product as uncharacterized. The record is from RefSeq and is a predicted model, not a curated record. Bases 253 to 927 code for a protein of 224 amino acids. The transcript is spliced from 3 exons. Lineage: Eukaryota; Metazoa; Tardigrada; Eutardigrada; Parachela; Macrobiotidae.
AUACACUCGAUCGAAUUUUGUGUAGCAACAAGUGUCGGCAAAACAUUGCUUACAUUUUUUGUGUUGUAUUGUAACAUAUACGAGUAUUGUACCAUACAUAAUGACACUGCAGUUAAAAACCACGGUAUACAGAACGUUUGUAAGUUGUAGUUCUACAGGUACUGCAAUCGUGUACCCGGCCCUUGGUUCGCAUCUAGCCACAUCUGGGAUUAUGCUUUGUACGUCAACGCAGAUGAAAAAGCGUAUUUGAGGAUGGAAUUCCAGCAACUGGAAGCACUGACACGUCUCCAGCGCAUAUCGAUCACCGAAAUUGUUUUUGGAAUUUUGAACAUUGGCACAGCCAUUUGGUUGUUGAUAAAGAUUCCCAACGAGCACAUUUGGCCUGUCGUUGUACGGCUGCUAUUCGACAUCUUCUUGAUGGUCACCGGAUCCCUCGGUGUCCUGGUUGUUAAAAAGAGUCGGCAAGGAGCCCCAUCCCAGCGAUUAUUCUUUCUAGUCGGCGCAUUCAACAUUAUUCUCUGCAUCCUGUACAGCUGUGCCGUGGUAUUAUGCAUCGCCAUUGGUGUACUGUUUAUCUGGUCGCCGUACUACCUAAAGGUCGCAUUGGAUAAAGUGGCCGAAUGGCUGGGAACAUCGCCGGAAGGCCCACAUUCCUCCCAGCUGCCCGGCGGCACACCGACCACCGCGCAGAACGUCAACGUAAUCGUCUUUGUGGUGUUGGUGGUGCUGAUCUCGGUGAUUUGUAUAUUUGUACUGAUUUGCGCUAUACUGACCGCGGCGGCGGGGCGGAUUAGCCGGCGCAACGCCACCAUCCUGGAAGCGGAUCCGGUGACGAUUCCACCGCGCGGUCCUGCCAAAGAGACGAAUGUCAGAGUAUCCAACAAGCAGGGCUAUCGUUCGAUAAGCGAUAAAGAGUAUAAAGAGUAAUACAAUUGGUAUAACUUUACACACGCUCUCCUGCACUUUAUACUCACAAUCAGUUCCGUAGUUUCUGGGAUUUAUUAAAUUCGUUUUUUUUAUUAUUCGUAACUAAAGCGGAGAAAUGAUGCGAUACUUUGUAAUUACAGGAUAACGUAAAGGUUUUGUUGUUGUAAUUUUGUUAUGUUGCUGUAUAUGAUUAGUGCUAAAUCUGUUCACAAUUAGGACACCCGCGUAUUAACUGAUUACCUUGCAAUUAUCUGCAGAUAAGCUCUUAAAUACUCCAGCAAAUUAUGAGAAUU